GAAACGUCAACAUAACUUGUUUGGAGAAGUGUGCUAUGCGAUUUUCUAAGGAGAUUCAUUGUGUUCAAAGUUAGCGAAAACGAAACAUUUGUUGUGCUGUAAUUAUACACUUUGUGCAAGCUUUCGUUUUAACUACUGACGGCAAAGUACGGCGGUGCCAUUCGGAAACCUAAAAGAAGGGAUGCUAAACACUCGCCUGAAUAAUGCAGCUGCACUAGUCAAUCGUGAAAUGCCACGUAAUGUUGCCGGCGAUUGAGAUAAUUUUAGCGUGUUUAGCAAACCAAUUCGGCUGCCGUGAGCUACUGGAUUAGCCCGUACAAAAACAAGCCUUUGGCCAAAAUACAUGGUAGCGGAUAACGCAACGGUAAAUGUCACUCACUAUGCACUUAUUUGUUAGACCGAAUUAAUCCACAUUGGGUAAGCCGUCGUAGUCCAACGUCCGUGCAUCCGUAAACAAUGUUCAAGCAUCGGCUCGGUAGAAUCAGGAUAUUCAGCAUAUUGGCAUUAUUAUUUUACGCUGUUAACGCGUCGACGGGGAGUAGUGCACACAAUGUAAUCUAUGCGAUCAAUGCUGGCGGCGAUGAAGUUACUGAUUCGAACGGAAUACACUAUUCUCGUGAUCCGUUGAAGGGGAAGGUUGGAACAGAGUCGGACUACGGAAGACAGCUACUAUCAAUCAAUAGAGUCAGCAAGCAGGACGAAAUUCUGUAUCAAACUGAGCGCUAUCAUCACGAUACCUUCGCCUACGACCUGCCUGUCUCGGGUGAUGGUCAGUACGUGCUCAUACUUAAAUUCUGCGAAGUGUAUUUCAAUGGCCCAAACAUGAAGGUGUUCGAUGUGCUUCUGGAUCAUCAUCUAAUCAUAUCGGACUUGGAUAUAUAUUCGCUGGUGGGCAAGGGUACGGCGCACGACGAGCUUGUCUUCUUUUCCGUAUCUCGGGGCCGGUUGUAUUUGAAAGACAAACAGUCGGAAAUCCGGGGAAGUAAACUAAAGUUGGAGUUCGUGAAGGGUUACAAAGACAACCCGAAGAUUAAUGCAAUUCUACUGAUUAAGGAUUACGAUGCAUCCCUUCUACCCCGCUUGCCGCCUCUGGCGAAUCAACAUCAAACAGCAGGAGCUACAAAUAUGGACAAUAGCAUCGAACAACUCCAUCCCCAUUCCGAUUUCCUAUCUGACGAUGAUGGUCAUAUGCUGGAAGGAGGGGAGGAUAACAUAAUGGACGACUUUUUUAGCACAUCCACAGAGGAUACAGCAAAAACCUCGUCAAAGCAGCGAAAAACAAGCGGACCAAAGCAACCGAAUCCGUAUUCGCUGGACGAUUCGUCCAUAAUGUUACCUGUGUUCAUUGCUAUCGGUGCUUUUAUACCUUUGUUAUUUUGCUUGUGUAGGCUGUGAUUUGUUAGGUUGUAAAUGGGGACAGACUUUUGUUCCUACGUUUUCUUUAAAGUUUCUGUGUGGUAUUUUAUUUUAUUUUAUUUUUUUUCGGUUCCUCAACCUUGGUACUUACUGCAAUACGUUAGGCAAAGCAGUUGAAUAGCUUUAAAAGGGUAAAUUAAACGUUUAGUUAUUAACAAAUUUCGUGCGGUUUAGGGGGAUUGUUUAAAAGGUCGUAAAUUGUCAUGCAAAGCGCAUGUAAGGUUCACUAUGAUAGCACAAACUUAAGUAAAGACACUCUCCAAUACAUUAAAAA
This is a messenger RNA of Anopheles gambiae (African malaria mosquito), 1690 nucleotides long. RefSeq names its product malectin-A. Gene Ontology annotation, cellular component: membrane. The transcript is spliced from 2 exons. The record is from RefSeq and is a predicted model, not a curated record. Bases 457 to 1395 code for a protein of 312 amino acids. Gene Ontology annotation, molecular function: carbohydrate binding. NCBI's taxonomy places the organism in Eukaryota, Metazoa, Arthropoda, Insecta, Diptera, Culicidae.